Bursaphelenchus okinawaensis is the source of this 4052-nucleotide messenger RNA. The record is from the annotation of a GenBank genome assembly. NCBI's taxonomy places the organism in Eukaryota, Metazoa, Nematoda, Chromadorea, Rhabditida, Aphelenchoididae.
AUGCACUCGGUUAUCAUAAAAAGAGGUAUUUUUUAAAAACACAUUGUUUUUGUUGGUAAAUGAGAUCAUUUUAUAAUAUCUAUGUUGAUUUUGAUGUUUAGAUGGUCGGCAAGAAGCAUUUGAUGUACAUAAGUUGGAAAAGUGUUUGAAGAAGCUGGCUUUUGGUCUAGACUUAAAGUUUGUUGAUGUGGUAAGUGAUAACAAUUUUUUUUUGACGUUAAACUGCUAGAAACUUAUGAGAAGACUUGACUCUCAAGAAUAAUAUAAAUUUCUUUGAUUUUUCAAAGGGUUUUUUGAUCUGAAACGGUGUUUAUUGGAAAUAUUAUAGUGGAUGUUAUCUAAUGCUUUAUAUAUUAAUUAAAAAGUUUAGAUUUAUUACUUAUUUAUAUUGUAUUAGCCUUCAAACCUAAUUCCAACCCAUAUUUCAGGCCAAAAUCGCGCGAUGCAUCGAAGAAUCAAUUCCAGAACACAUGGAAACAGGAGAUCUGGCCAAUCAUGUUGCCAAUACUGUCUCGACAAUGUGUAUCGAGCAUUCCGAUCACAACUUGCUGGCAGCGAGGAUUGCGGUAGUGAGAAUGCACAAAAAUACAUUGGACAGGUUUUCUGAUGUGGCCAAGUUGUUGCAUGAAGCUAAACAUCCUACUACAGGUCAUGAUCGUCCUCUGAUUGCUGAUGAUGUUCUUGAAAUUAUUCAGAAUAACAAAGAAGUAAGUGUUUUGAUGUUUUUUUUUGGUUUUUAGGUAACUUAAUGAGAAUUUUUGACUAAACGAGGACAAUUGGUGGCAAGUGCAAUAUAAUUUGACGUUCAAUAACGAAAGAUGGCUUAAAAUACGCUUGAUCUUUAUGAGAAUAGAGCUUUAAUUCUAUAUUUAAAUUACAAAAAAGAAUAGUUUAUUUUGAGUAUAAUAUGUUGUUUUAGCGUCUGAACAAUGCUAUCAAACACGAAAGAGACUACAAUUACACUUAUUUCGGUUAUCGUACUCUGGAAUCUGGCUAUCUGCUUCAACUGAAUGGAAAAGUAGUUGAGAGACCUCAACACAUGAUUAUGAGGGUUGCUCUGGGUAUUCAUAAGAAUGACAUUGAUGCUGCUCUUCAGGUGAACCCACUAUUACAUUACUUGACCUUGUUUUAGAUUUUUUGAUGGAAUACUGGGUUAUUUGGUAUUGCCACAGCUUUAAACUUUAUAAAAUACUUUUCAGACUUAUGACUACAUGUCACAAGGCAAAUUUACUCAUGCGACACCGACUUUGUUCAAUGCUGGAACACCUCAUCCACAAAUGUCUUCGUGCUUCUUGAUGGCGAUCCCAGAAGACUCGAUGGAAGGAAUUUUCUUGGCAUUACAACGAUGUGGCAACAUUAUCAAGUAUUCAGGAGGGAUUGGAGUUCACAUCCAUGGGAUUCGAGCUAAAAACUCGUUGAUUGCGGGAGCUAAUGGUUAUUCCAAGGGGCUUUUGCCCAUGUUAAGGUAGGUUUUUAUAGCUUUUUGGUGACAAUUUAAUGUUUAGGUACUUUUAUCAGUGUUUUAAGGGUUUUAUAUGUCCAUAGGAUUGUGGUAAAGCAUAAAAAACAUGAAGAAUAAGCUAAAAAUAUACGUUUAGACUCUUCAACGACACUGCUUCCUACGCCAAUGUUGGUGGAAAACGGCCAAGCUCGAUUGCCAUCUACCUAGAACCUUGGCAUCCGGACAUUUUUGACUUUAUUCAACUCAAAGUUAACACUGGUGAUGAAUCCAUGAGGAUUCGUGAUCUGUUUUACGCUUUGUGGACUCCGGACCUGUUCAUGAAGAGAGUGAAAAGUGAUGGACUAUGGUCCCUAAUGUGUCCUCUGGACUGUCCUGGACUAGAUGAUGUUUACGGAGAGGAGUUUGAAAAGCUGUAUGAAAGGUACGGAAUUAUGAUUUUUAAGUUUGGAGAGAAGGUAGUAGGUAUCGACGGUGUGCGAGUGAAAUUUAGGGGUAUUUGGGCUGGUGUAAUAUAAUUUUUUUUAGAAAAAUUGGAUUUUUGAAGAUGUUUUGAAAAUUUGAAAUAAAAUAUAUUGUAAAGCAUAAAAAGAUGUAUCUAGUUUUAUAUUUUCACUUUUAUGUAUUGUGUUUUAAAAAAGUUAUGUUAAUUUGAAAAAGUUGAAAACCUAAAAAAGUUCGAAUCCGGCUGGAAACUUUGGACAUUUUUUACGUUUUUGGUUGUUUUUUGAUCUUUUUUAUAGUUGAUAUGUAUAUAUAAAGUAAUGUAGAUAUUAUUAUGUAUAAAAAGUUAAAAUUAAAUUUAACUUUUUAAGCUACGAAGCCCAAAAACGCUUCAGAAAGCAGGUCAAAGCUCGAGACCUUUGGCGCGCCAUUACCAAAGCCCAAUCCGAAUCCGGUGUGCCAUAUUUGGUCUUCAAAGACGCGUGUAAUGAAAAGUCAAACCAGAAAAACCUUGGAACAAUCAAGAGUUCGAAUCUGUGCACAGAAAUUGUCGAGUACUCGAAUAAGGACGAGGUCGCGGUAUGCAACUUGGGAUCAAUUGCAUUGAACAAGUUUGUCAAUGGAAAUGACUACGAUUUUGAGGGAUUGAAGGAAGUGGCCAAGAUUCUGACGAGAAAUUUGAAUAAAAUCAUUGACGGAAACUUUUAUCCGGUCCAAGAGGCGAGGAACUCGAAUCUGAGACAUCGACCUAUUGGGAUUGGUGUUCAAGGUGGGUUAAUAUUGGGUUUGGAUGAUUUAGAUAACAAAUGUGUUAAAAAUUUUGAUUUUUGAUGGUGAAAACAAAUGAAGAUAGCAACAUUUCAGAUGUAACAAAAUUUUUUUUGAAAAAAAUUGAAAAAUUAAAAAGUGUCAUUUUAGGCCUAGCGGACGCCUUCCAAAUGCUCAGAAUCUCGUUUACAUCGGAAAAAGCCAAACUAUUAAACACACAAAUUUUUGAAACCAUAUACUACGGAGCAGUGGAAGCCUCAACGGAGUUGGCAGCUCAACAAGGAUCUUAUCCAUCAUACCUGGAGAAUGGUGGAUGUCCAGCAUCGAAAGGUCAAUUAUCAUAUGAUCUGUGGAAUGUCACGCCUACUGAGCUUUGGGAUUGGACUAGUUUGAAGCAAAAAGUGGCUGAACAUGGCCUCAGGAACUCACUGUUCGUGGCUCCAAUGCCUACUGCUUCUACGGCUCAGAUUUUAGGUAACAACGAGUCAUUUGAGCCCUUCACCUCAAAUUGCUACACUCGCCGAGUCACAAAAGGCGAUUUCCAAGUUGUAAACCCACAUUUGUGCAAACAUCUCACCGAAUUAGGCUUAUGGACACAUGAAAAUCGUACUCAUUUGGCCGCUACCGGAAGCCUGAAGAAUGCCAAUGUGCCAGAAGAACUGAAGGAAAUUUACAAAACUGUUUGGGAGUUGAAACAAACAGCAUUGGUGGAAAUGGCAGCUCAAAGAGCCGCCUUCAUUGAUCAGAGUCAGAGCUUGAAUCUUCAUGUGGAAUCGCCAAACUAUGCCAAGUUGACUACAUUACACUUCAAGGCUUGGGAGUUGGUAAGGUUUUUGAUGGCUUUUUGAUUUAAACACUUAAAUUUUGAUUUUUAUAUUGUCAAAAAGUAAAUAGACUGAAAAAAUGGCAAAAAAAAAGAGAAAACGAACGAGUUUUUUGCUCUGCAGGCUGCGGGUGACAAGUUAUACGAACUGGUUUUUUGAUCAAGAGGGUUACGAACUGGAUUUUUUAUUUGAAAAUCAUUUUAAAAUGGAAUUUUUAGUUAAUUUUUGUGUAUUUGAAUGUUUUUUUAUUUAAUUUUUUUAAAAAAAAUUUAAUUUUUAAAAAUUUUAAAUAUUGAGUAAAAUUGAUUUAAAGACCGAUUAUUAGGAUAAAAAUAAUAUACAAACUUAAUUUUUAGGGCCUAAAAACCGGAAUGUACUACCUCCGCUCAAAGCCAUCGGUCGAUCCGGUCAAAUUCACACUCGACCGGUCGGUUCUCAAAUCGGUCACAGAACAGAAGAAUAACAUUGAAAAUGACGAGAAUGUGAACAUCAAUGCACAAAAGAAGCUAGUGCCACAAAUUAACGACGAAAAUGAAGGUUGUUUGAUGUGUCAAUAA